AUGGCCGCCAACGCUUCGACAACGCCUCAGGUGUCUGAGCAGAACCAUGUUUCCGCCGAUAACGAUAUCGAGAAGAGCACCGCACAGAAUUCGGUUGAUAUUCACGCCGAGCCUUUGAAGCUUGAUUACGAGGAGGGUCCUGAACACAAGCAAGAUGGUGUCAAGAAGGUGGAGGCUAUCACCUCAGUGUGGUCUUGGAAGAUGCUCUGGGUUGUGUUUGCCCUCUUGUACCUCGUUUCCUUCACGGACGGCCUACUGCAGUCUGUUCAGAGCAACUUGACGCCCUAUGUUACCUCCGCGUUCGGCCAACACGGGCUUCUUGCUACGACUAGCAUAGUAUCCACGAUUCUCGGCGGUGUCUCUACGCUUACUAUCGCUAAAAUCAUCGAUAUCCGUGGUCGUGCGGAGGGCUUCGCUGGCAUGGUUUUCCUUGUCACCAUCGGCAUGAUCAUGAAGGCCACCUGCCAGAACGUUGAGACGUAUGCAGCAGCGCAAACGAUCUUCUGGGUCGGCCAUCUCGGACUCAUCUACAUUAUUACGAUUGUUCUCUCUGACAUGACGUCCCUGAGGAAUCGUAUGACUAUGAUUGCCCUGAAUGGCACGCCGACGAUCGCCACAACCUUUGCUGGUCCUGAGAUUGCGCAGCUGUUUUACGACAAGGUCAACUUCCGCUGGGCAUUCGGUGCCUUCGCCAUCAUCUUGAUCGGUUUCAGUGUUCCCGUCGCCGUGAUCUUCUUCUUCAGCGAGGUCAAAGCAAAGAAGACUGGCUUGAUCCCACCCAAGCAGAAGACCCGGUCUACCUGGGAAUCUACCAAGCACUACUUCAUCGAAUUUGACGUUGUCGGCUUGAUCUUGGUGAUGGCCGGGUGGUCUAUGCUUCUGCUGCCAUUUUCCCUCGUUUCCAACGCCACCCAUCAGUGGAAGAGCCCAACCAUCAUCUGCCUAAUCGUCUUCGGCGUUAUCGGCUUGGCUCUUUUCGCUCUGUGGGAGAGAAACUUUGCCAAGGUCUCUCUGUUCCCGUACCACUUUCUGAAGGAUAGAACCAUUCUGGGCGCUUGCUUGGUUUACGGUAUCAUGUUCGCCUCCAUCUACUGCUGGGACUCAUACUACCAGUCUUACUUGCAAGUCGCGCACAAUCAAGACAUCACCAGCUCUGGCUACAUCCUCAACGCCUUCAGUUUGACCUCCGCUAUCAUUUCUCCCUUCAUCGGAGUUGCAAUACGAUACACUGGCCGCUUCAAGUACAUCGCCCUCUCCGGCGUGCCUAUCUGCGUCCUCGGCACUGCCCUGCUCGUUCACUUCCGCACCCCGUCAACCACCGUUGGCUACCUUGUCAUGUGCCAGAUCUUCAAUGGCGUUGCUAGUGGCAUUUUCAGUAUCUGCUCCCAAAUCGCCAUUAUGUCGUCCGUCACCCACCAGCAGAUCGCCAUCGCGCUCGCAUUGCACGGCCUCUUCGGCUCCAUCGGUGCUGCCAUCGGCUUGGCAAUCGCUGGCGGUAUCUGGAACAACGUUCUCAAGAAGAACAUCUAUACAAAUCUCCCCGAGGGUAGCAAGGACCUUACCGCCAGCAUCUACGCCAGUAUCGAAACGCAGCUCUCGUACCCUAUGGGUAGCCCCAUCCGCACGGCAAUUAUUGAGUCCUAUGCUGAUGUUCAGCGCAAGAUGGUCAUCGCUGGUUGCGCUUUCAUUCCUCUGGUGCUUCUGUCCUUGCUUAUCUGGCGCAACAUCAACGUCAAGACUGUGGAGGAGGAGAAGGGAAAACAAACAAAGGGAACUGUUUUCUAA
Molecule: messenger RNA, 1785 nt
Organism: Colletotrichum phormii
Lineage: Eukaryota; Fungi; Ascomycota; Sordariomycetes; Glomerellales; Glomerellaceae
Product: major facilitator superfamily transporter
Exons: 5
Coding region: 1-1785 (594 amino acids)
Biological process (GO): transmembrane transport
Cellular component (GO): plasma membrane
Molecular function (GO): transmembrane transporter activity
Source: RefSeq, a predicted model, not a curated record